AAUAUUUCGCCCCCUGAGAUCGGAAAUCUCGGUUCCCGCUGCCGGAGAGACCCUUCUCUUAGCAGGUAAGAGAAGGCGCGGGAAUACACCGGACAUUGGACACACAAUACUUGCCUGCAUCCUACAUGGCGAGAACUGAACAAGCCACGUAUACCAUAACGGAUAAUUCCGGAACUUUCCAACGCAUCGGGUUCAAAGCCUAGAGCCAUCCCGCAUUUUCCAAAUUGCUGUCAAUGCCCUCAAAAAAUCCUCAAACCAACCGCCAAGGGAAACAGGAAUCAGAAUACCUCAAUUGCAAGCAAAACUAUGUAGGAAUCCUCUGGAAAUUUGACCUUCUCUUAGUCUGGAGUUUUUUCCAGAAAAGAAAACCCUGUUGUUUAAUCUCUCUUUAUCUUAUUAGUUGGAAAUUUUCAAGAACUUCAUUGCCAUUAUUCACUAUAAGUUCUCUUUUCCUGAGGAGAGUCUCCCAUUCUUGUUCUGCAACUUUCCGUUUGAAUUCUCAGCAUCCCCCAACAAAACCCAAAUAGUGAUUUCUUCCUGAGAAUCAAGAUGUGGCCACCAAUGCCUCAAAGGAAAAUGGGAGAUCUGGAGGGAGGAGCGGCUCCUCUCUAUCCUACGAUGCUUGAGAGCCCUGAAUUGAGAUGGGCCUUUAUCAGGAAGGUCUAUUCCAUCCUGGCCGUCCAAUUGCUAGUAACUGUGGCUGUGGCAAGCCUGGUCGUGUUUGUGGAUCCUAUUCCUCGAUUCUUCACCACCACCUCCGCUGGCUUAGGCCUUUACAUCUUUACUAUCAUAUUCCCAUUUCUCAUGCUUUGCCCUCUGUUUUACUAUCACCAGACCCAUCCUUUGAAUUACGUCCUGCUGGGCCUCUUCACAAUUGGCAUCAGCUUCGCAGUGGGCUUGACAUGCGCCUUUUCCAAAGGGAGGGUCAUACUUGAGGCUGUAAUAUUGGCGGCUGUGGCGGUGGUGAGCCUCACGCUUUAUACUUUCUGGGCUGCAAGGAGAGGGAAAGAUUUCAGUAAAGUUGGCCCCUUACUCUUCUCAGCCCUCAUAAUUCUCAUUGUCUUUGGGAUCAUUCAGCUCUUCUUUCCCAUGGGGAGGAUAGGACUGAUGGUGUAUGGUGCCAUUGGAGCGCUAAUAUUCUGCGGAUACAUCAUCUACGACACCGAUAAUCUGAUCAAGCGCCACACUUAUGAUGAAUACAUUUGGGCUGCUAUCGCCUUGUACUUGGAUGUUAUCAAUCUUUUCCUGUUACUUCUGACCCUCUUCAGUGCUUCUGAAUCUUGAACAAGAGAGAGGAUACUUCUGAAUCUUGAAUGCAAGAGAUCUUACACACUUAUCAUCUCAUACCUUCACAAGCUGCUUGUAUGUAGAAAGAUGUGUACAUAUGACUCCAGUCACCUUCUCUGUGAUUUCAUCCACCCUUUUUGAGUUAUAUUCUCUUUUGGCAAAUGAGGAAAUGCAUUGUUCUGAUUUGGUUUUGA
Amborella trichopoda is the source of this 1481-nucleotide messenger RNA. Its product is annotated as protein LIFEGUARD 2. NCBI's taxonomy places the organism in Eukaryota, Viridiplantae, Streptophyta, Magnoliopsida, Amborellales, Amborellaceae. The record is from RefSeq and is a predicted model, not a curated record. Gene Ontology annotation, cellular component: membrane.